AUUUUGCCUCCAUUCAACGAAGUCCUGAAAGGCUGUAGGAUAUUCUUCACGUCAUGUUUUCAGCUAGGUUUUCUACCUAAGGCAAUAUUCUUCGAAAGUCUUGCAACGAACAGAGAUUCCAUCAAUGUCUUUUUGAUUCUUGGCAUAUUGAGUGUCUCAGCAAGAUUUACCAAAUGUCUCGUCAAUAGAUAUGGAGACGCAACAAAAGCAACCGACUAUUUCAUCAAUCGUGCUAGUGAGCUUCUUCCAAAUGAGAUAUUUAAACCGAGUGUGGAGAGAAUACAAGCUUUAUUCUUGCUUGGAGUUGCAGAAUGGGUGCAAGGAAAUCGUACGAGGAGUGCGAUCCUCAUGGGUAUCGCAGUGAGAAUGGCCAGCAUCCAGCAUCUUCAUCGAGAAGAAAGCUACAUGCUCCCUGAAAAUCCAACAACAGAGGAUGUCAUCAAUUCCGAGGUUGCUCGGAGAACCUUUUGGGUCCUGGAAAGUCAAGAUCAUCUGUACUCGGAGCAUAAUGCAGCAGUGGCCUUUCCUCUGAGUGACAUUACAGCGCUCCUUCCGUCCGAUGAAAUUGAUUUUGCAUAUGGCAUCAUACCAGCAAAGCGGGCUGCCCUUGGAGGCACCAAAGCUGCAAUUAAAUGCCCAGGACUCGUUUCGCUUCCAUGCCGCUCCCCAUUCGCAACACUAAUACAAGCCCACAAUCAUUGGGGAGAAAUAGCUCGUCGAGCAGGUCGAGCAAGUCGAAGUAAAAGAGAGAAAGCAGAUCAAGACAUUAAACCUUGGGAAGAGAAUAGUGAAUACUCCCAGUUGACGAGGUCUUUGAAAGAGUGGGAGGAAAAGGUGACUCCUCGCCAUCGAUGGUCGUUGAUCAAUCUUCGCGGGCACAAAGCCGAAGGCCUGGACUUGGCGUACCUGUCGCAAGUAAUGGUGGUCAGAAUCAACAACAUCGUUAUCCGGCGCAUCUACUUGGAAGAUAUUCUCCAGUCAAAAUUGGGAACUUCAUCCUCCGAAUACUCAAUGCCUGACUUCUGGACUCAGAUGUCACACGAAUUGUUCACCAACGUGUACAGUUUGCAUGAAUCGUUUGACACAUGGUUCUCGCUUCGCUCUCCAGAUGAAGGUAUCCCUUCAAUCGUGGUAUUCUGCGUGUACAUAUGUGGAUCACUUGCCUCAUAUCUCUGGAAGUGGCCUCAGCUAUGCCCAGAGCUCGCAGAAGGCGCUGAAGCUAUACUGAACCGUUCACUUGAGGUUCUUGCCGCUUUGGUUGAUCGUUUGCCCAGAGUUUCGAAAUGGUUGAAUGCAUUACAGAGUUUAGCUGUUCCAAUACAAAAUCAGAGUGCC
Molecule: messenger RNA, 1335 nt
Organism: Mollisia scopiformis
Lineage: Eukaryota; Fungi; Ascomycota; Leotiomycetes; Helotiales; Mollisiaceae
Exons: 5
Biological process (GO): DNA-templated transcription
Cellular component (GO): nucleus
Molecular function (GO): DNA binding; zinc ion binding
Source: RefSeq, a predicted model, not a curated record